CCAACUUUAUAGUGGAAGCAGGACUCGCAGGAGGAAGCUCUCAGUUGUUUUGAUGAGUGCCACGGCCACCAUGUGAAUCGUUUUGGAUGCUUGCCUACAACUUUGCAAUUCCUCUCCCUCUCCGUCUCGGUUUCUACUCAUCUAAUGAAAUGGCCAAGCUACUGUGCCCUCCCCUCACUCCCCCACCACUUCCGUUCCCUUCUUCGCGCCUGCGCUCGACACUCCUCUCUCGACACGGGCAAGAAACUCCACGCCACUAUCAUCACCACAGGCCUUGCCGCUUCCCCGGACUCCUUUCUUCCCAACGCCCUCUUUCACUUGUAUGCUGCAUGCCAUGACUUAUGUUAUGCACAAAAACUAUUCGAUGGAAUUCCAAACUCGCACAAAGACACCAUAGACUGGACCAUCUUAAUGGGCUGCUGUGCCCGACAUGGGGAGCCGAGGAAUGCGCUACAUAUGUUUGUUAAAAUGGGAAAAGAGGGAGUGAAGGUCGAUGAUGUGGCCGUGGUUUGCGUGUUCAAUGCGUGUGCAUGGUUGGGAGACCAUUUGUUUGGCGUGCAAGGGCAUGGUUGCGUGGUGAGGAUGGGAUUGAAUGCUAGUGUGAAGGCGUGCAAUGCAGUUAUGGAUAUGUACGUGAAGUGUGAGAUGUUGGGUGAAGCGAGGCGGGUGUUUGAAGAGAUGGAGGAACGGAGUGUUGUGUCAUGGACAGUGAUCUUGGAUGGUGUGGUUAAAUUUGAAGGUGUGGGAAGUGGGAGGGUGGUGUUUGAUAUGAUGCCAGAUAGAAAUGAGGUUGCGUGGACUAUAAUGAUAGUGGGUUAUGUGGAGAGAGGGUUUGUCCGGGAAGCACUGUUGCUUCUUGGCGAGAUGGUUUUUUAUUGUGGUUUGGAGUUGAAUUAUGUUACUCUUUGUUCUUUUUUAUCAGCAAGUGCACAGUCGGGGGAUGUGAUGAUGGGUAAGUGGGUUCAUGUUUAUGCCUUGAAGACACUAGGAUGGCAGAUGGAUAUCAUGGUGGGCACAGCUUUGGUAGAUAUGUACGCAAAAUGUGGAAGAGUUGAUGCUGCGUAUAAGGUUUUUAAGUGUAUGCCUCAAAGGAAUGUGGUGGCGUGGAAUGCUAUGCUUAAUGGCUUAGCCAUGCAUGGGCGGGGUAAAGUUGUGGUGGAUAUGUUUCCUCGUAUGGUCAAAGAAGCCAAGCCAGAUGAUGUAACCUUCGUGUCUGUGUUAAGUGCCUGCAGUCACUCAGGUCUCGUUGAUAAGGGUGGCCGAUACUUCCAUGACCUUGAAUCUGUAUAUGGCAUUACACCUAAAUUAGAGCAUUAUGCUUGCAUGGUGGACCUUCUCGGUCGGGCUGGCCGUUUUGAAGAAGCUGAGAUUUUAAUAAAGAAGAUGCCAAUGCCUCCAAACGAAGUGGUUAUGGGAUCCCUUCUGGGUUCCUGCAGUGCUCACGGAAAGCUGCAGUUGGGUGAACGCUUUCUGCAAGAGCUGUUACAAAUGGAUCCCCACAACACGGAAUAUCAUAUCCUGCUUUCAAAUAUGUAUGCUUUAGCAGGAAAGCGGGACAAGGCUAAUUCCCUCAGGCAGAUUCUUAAAAAGAGAGGAAUUAAAAAGGUGCCCGGAAUGAGUUCAAUUCAUGUUGGUGGUCAAGUUCAUCAGUUCAGCGCAGGGGAUAAGUCACAUCCACAAACCACAGAGAUUUAUAUCACGUUGGACGAGAUGAUUAGAAGAUUGAAAUUGGCUGGAUAUGCCCCAAAUGCUGCUUCCCAAGUUUUCUCCGGUUGUGACAAUAGGGAAGGAAACAUGGAUCAUGAACAAGAGGAGAUAGAGCAGGCCCUGUUCUCUCACAGUGAGAAGCUGGCAGUCUGUUUUGGUCUGAUGAGCACAAGACCCGGUUCACCUCUUUAUAUUUUCAAGAACCUACGUAUAUGCCAAGACUGUCACUCUGCUAUUAAGAUAGUUUCUGACAUAUACGAUCGAGAAAUUGUUGUGAGGGACCGCAACCGUUUUCAUUGUUUUAAGCAAGGUUGUUGUUCUUGUUCUGAUUAUUGGUGACCAUUAUUACUUCAAUACACUCACGAUUGUACAAAAAUAGUUUAGGUCUUAUUCUUUAGCUGCUGGUCUCUUUGUACCUUCUGAUUAUCAGGAAGAUUGUCCCGGAGGCUCAUGCGUA
Molecule: messenger RNA, 2164 nt
Organism: Juglans regia (Persian walnut)
Lineage: Eukaryota; Viridiplantae; Streptophyta; Magnoliopsida; Fagales; Juglandaceae
Product: pentatricopeptide repeat-containing protein At5g15340, mitochondrial
Exons: 1
Coding region: 145-2046 (633 amino acids)
Biological process (GO): RNA modification
Molecular function (GO): RNA binding; protein binding; zinc ion binding
Source: RefSeq, a predicted model, not a curated record